Molecule: messenger RNA, 1462 nt
Organism: Microtus ochrogaster (prairie vole)
Lineage: Eukaryota; Metazoa; Chordata; Mammalia; Rodentia; Cricetidae
Gene: Sell
Product: selectin L
Exons: 8
Coding region: 1-1014 (337 amino acids)
Biological process (GO): cell adhesion
Cellular component (GO): membrane
Source: RefSeq, a predicted model, not a curated record
AUGAAGGUGUUUCCAUGGAGAUGCCAGAGUACUCGGUGGGGCUCAUGGAGCAUCCUCAAGCUGUGUGUCUGGACAGUGCUCUGUUGUGACUUCCUGGCGCACCAUGGAACUCACUGUUGGACAUAUCACUAUUCUGAAAAAUCCAUGAACUGGGAAAAUGCUAGAAAGUUCUGCAAGGAAAACUACACAGAUUUAGUGGCCAUACAAAAUAAGAGAGAAAUUGAGUAUUUGGAGAAGACAUUGCCCAAAAACCCUACUUACUACUGGAUAGGAAUCCGGAAAAUUGGGAGCACAUGGACAUGGGUGGGAACCAACAAGCCUCUCACUAAAGAAGCAGAGAACUGGGGAGCUGGAGAGCCCAACAAUAAGAAGUCCAAAGAGGACUGUGUAGAGAUCUAUAUCAAGAGGGAAAAAGACUCUGGGAAAUGGAAUGACGAUGCCUGCCACAAGCGAAAGGCAGCUCUCUGCUACACAGUGGUCCAGUGUGAGCCAUUGAAGGCCCCAGAACUGGGUACCAUGGACUGCACUCACUCCUGGGGACACUUCAGCUUCCAAUCACAGUGUACUUUCAACUGUUCAGAGGGAACAGAGCUACUUGGGACUAGAGAAAGCCACUGUGGAUCUUAUGGAAACUGGACAUCCCUAGAGCCUGUCUGUCAAGUGACUCAGUGCCAGCCUCUCACAGCACCUGACCUGGGAACGAUGGAAUGCAGUCACCCCCUGGCCAACUUCAGCUACACUUCUGCCUGUACCUUCACCUGCUCAGCAGGAACUGACUUAAUUGGAGAGAGAAUAAGUGUCUGCGGGACAGCUGGCAUCUGGUCUAGUCCUCGUCCUCUAUGUCAAAAGACAGACAGAAGUUUCUCAAAGAUCAAGGAAGGCGACUAUAACCCCCUCUUCAUUCCGGUGGCUGUCACAGUUACUGCAUUCUCGGGGCUGGCAUUUAUCAUUUGGCUGGCAAGGAGGUUAAAAAGAGGCAAGAAAUCUCAGAAAAGGAUGGAUGAUCCAUACUAAUUCAUCCUCUAUGAAAGGAAAAGUCACAAGGUGCCCCCCCCCCAAAAGUUUGGAAACAACUUCAAAUCCUCCCUCAAAGAUUUUGCACACAGGCAUCACCCACAGUGAAGAUGAAAUGUUUGCUUCAGGGUAUCUGGAAGGAUUUCUACGUGAUUGACAGCUCCUCUAGCCUCCUCGCUGCUCACUCAGCUCCUUGACCCUAGCCUGCAAUUUUUGUUUAUAUAGCUCAGGAUUUUAUUACUUUUUCUGUGGAGAGAAAAAGGGUGGCUCUGGGGUAUGAAGAAGUCUGACCUCGCUCUUUCCUAAUUCCUGUUUCCUACUUCAGUUCAGUACUGGAUCUGAUACCAAACACUGGAUUUGAUACACAUGUAACUGAACCCGAUUCCUUGCACACAGUCCAUAAACUAUGAAGAAGAUGAUAAGAACCGUUGCUUUCCAGCUCCAAAGA